Symbiodinium sp. CCMP2456 is the source of this 900-nucleotide messenger RNA. NCBI's taxonomy places the organism in Eukaryota, Dinophyceae, Suessiales, Symbiodiniaceae. The record is from the annotation of a GenBank genome assembly.
AUGGCUUUAUGGCUUUCUGUUGCCCUGGUCCUCGCUGCGCACGGCUUGGAGUCCACUGAGUCCACCUCCCUGCUACAGCACAAGAUUGUUCUUCAAGGCCCAAGCGAGGCCGAGCCGUUGACGUGGAUCCACUUCCCCAAAUGCGGCGGCUCGUUCAUCAAUGCGAUCGUGCACCUGCCAGGGUUUUGCCCGAGUUUGGCGAAUGUCACCCUGGGCGGCGACUGCUUUGAGGAAACUUUCUGGCCCCGCUGCCAGAACGUCUGCAACCAGCACAAGUUCUCGUGCAGUGUAAGCCAGCACGAGAUAGUUGGCAACUACACAGCAAAGCGUGGUCGCAUGGUGGGUUUUUUUCGAGAUCCUGAUCAGCGAAUACUUUCAGCUUAUCACUUUCAGGCCGACACCCUGCAGCUUCAUCCGUGUGGGGUUCAUAGGAUCCCGCCACCAAAGCCGCGAACUCUUCAGGAAACGGCGGAGAGCGUUGGAGGCGGCAUGACAUACCAGCUGGUGUCAGAAUACCAAUUCGCACCCUCGAUGCAACCCAACUUCACAAGUCUUACCCGCGAGGAUGCAGCGGUCGCAGCGCAGAGAGUCCAAGAGGGGUUUGCUUUUGUUGGUAUCACGGAGAUGUGGGACUUGUCCAUCUGCUUGUUUCACAAGAUGUUUGGUGGACCAUGCUUGGCUUCUGACUUUGACGAUUCAAACCCCAGUUCUGCCGGCAAAACUGCGCAUGCAGAUUACAACACAUCGGAUCUCAUGGGCUGGCAUGAUGACAUCGAUGAAGUUGUGUACGCAUCUGCCCUGGAUGUGUUCCAUAAAAAUUUGAUCCUGUACAAAGUCUCUCAUUCAACGUGUAGGGAGUGCUACAGACAAGCCGGAAGAGUCAACCCGAGGGUUGCAUGA